Molecule: messenger RNA, 4383 nt
Organism: Anopheles aquasalis
Lineage: Eukaryota; Metazoa; Arthropoda; Insecta; Diptera; Culicidae
Gene: Pld
Product: Phospholipase D
Biological process (GO): regulation of vesicle-mediated transport; intracellular signal transduction; phosphatidic acid biosynthetic process
Cellular component (GO): intracellular membrane-bounded organelle
Molecular function (GO): D-type glycerophospholipase activity; phosphatidylinositol binding
Source: RefSeq, a predicted model, not a curated record
UUCUUGACGGUGACAAGUGGCAGUUGUUGGGGCGACAAAAGCGGGGACUAGCCGAUCUUUCGUGAAAACGCCCGUGAUCAAGUCAAGCCGGGCUGUUUCAAAGAUCUAAACGCUAAGGACGAGGCAUUAACUCAAUUACCACUUGGUGACGCGCCACAGGUGUAUCGAGGAACAGAGGAAGUGCGAGAGAGAGAGAGAGAGAGAGAGAGAGAGAGAGAGGCUGAAAGGGUUGGUGGUCGAACUCAAUGAUCCGUGAACAGUGGACCACCACACGUGGACGCGAUGGACGCCAACUACAAACGGAAAACGGUCCAUCGGAGCAUAUCGUUGCUGCUGCGGGAUAUCGAUCAGAUCUCCAUGAGCGACAUGGGAACGUCCAAUCCGGCGCUCAGCUGUGACGAUGCGACCACCACAUCCCCAGCCACGGGUCAGGCCGAACCGGUAACACCGGGCGGUGGCAUGUUUGACACUAGCCUGGCCUGCUACUCACUGCGCAGCGAGGCGGAAGAGUUUGACGAAAACUUGGAUGCCCCCGAUUCCGUCACCUACCUGUCGAUCGGUGGACCCAAUCCGGUGCUGGUCAUACGUGAAGGUGACGCCGACAGUGGGUCCACGGUGUCCGAGAUCCCGUACAACUAUGUCUACAAUCCACCGGUCAAGUUUGACUCGAUGCGACGACACAUCUUCAUCCCGGGGUUGGAGAUCAACGUGGAGAUCAUUGACAAUGAGCGUAACUUAACGUCGCACGUGCUGAACCCCAAUCUGUACACGGUAAAGCUGACACAUGGACAGUUCACGUGGACUAUCCAGAAGCGGUACAAUCACUUCCGGAACCUUCACCAGCAGCUCACGACCUAUCGGACUUCGCUGCACAUACCAUUCCCCACGAAGAGCCACCGGGAGCGAAGGGACAGCUUCCGGAAUAUGCAUACCGUACAUCAGACAACGGCAUCGCCAGCUAUGCAACAGAAGCUUGGAAAACCGUUGAAAAAGAUCAAAAAGAGUGCCCUGCCACGGUUUCCACUGAAGCCCGAUUCGCUCGUCUCGUUCGAUGCCGUUCCGCAGCGGAUGAAGCAGCUCGAAGAGUAUUUGUACAAUCUACUCAACAUAUCUCUCUAUCGCAAUUUUCACGGGACGGUGAACUUUCUCGAGGUGUCACACUUGUCGUUCAUUGCCGCCCUCGGCGACAAGGGUAAGGAAGGGCUGAUCAAAAAGCGCACCGGUUCGACGAGAGCCGGCCAGUCGGGAUGUAACUUUUGCGGUUGCCUUACCGGUGGAUGCUGCGUACGGUGUAGCUACUUCUGCAGUGAUGUCGUCUGGAGCAAGUGGCGCAAUCGAUGGUUCUUCGUCAAAGAAACGUGCUUCGGGUACUACCGACCGAAGGAUGGUGUGCUGCGGUGUGUCGUACUGUUCGAUCAGGGUUUCGACAUCUCGUCCGGUAUGUACAGUACCGGGAUGCGGAAUGGGUUGCAAAUCGCCACCAACUCGCGGUAUCUCGUGAUCAAACAUCCGACGCGCCGUAUGGCCAAAGAUUGGAUGCGGUACAUGAAGGGAGUGGCGAACGAGAGUGCGCGCGAUUUCACCCUUCCCAAUCCACACCAAUCGUUUGCUCCGUCCCGCCCCGGUGUCCAGGCCGGUUGGUUCGUGGAUGGGGCCGGUUACAUGAGUGCCGUGGCCGAUGCACUGGAAGGGGCCACCGAGGAAAUCUUCAUCACCGACUGGAUGCUCAGCCCGGAGAUCUACAUGAAACGGCCGGCGAUCGAUGGUGAUUACUGGCGGUUGGACAAGAUUCUGAAGCGCAAGGCCGAGCAAGGGAUCAAGAUCUUUGUGCUGCUGUUCAAGGAGCUGGACUUUGCGCUCGGCAUCAACAGUUACUACAGCAAACAGAAGCUCGUGGAGCAGCACGAGAACAUCAAGGUUCUGCGUCAUCCGGAUCAUGCGAAAGCGGGCAUCCUGUUUUGGGCGCACCACGAGAAACUCGUUAUCGUUGACCAGACGUAUGCAUUCGUUGGUGGAAUCGACCUGUGCUAUGGACGCUGGGAUGAUUACAAACACCGGUUGACUGAUCUGGGGAGCAUCUCCUCAUCGACGACCAGCUCGGCGAACAAUACGACCACCCGGAAACCGUCCACCGUGGUCGAGCUGGACGAGAAUGGUUCCGUGGCGAAUCUGUUAAAGUCGAGCAAAAACAUUGCGAUCGCUACGGCGGUGGAUCGGCAGGAGGCGGAAACAGCGGCCGCAGCCAGAGCGAUCCAAGCAGCCCAAGGUGGUGGUGAAGCACCGGGUGCAUCAAUCACACCUGCUGAGAGCAAAUCGGAGAAGCAAAAGAAGUUUGUUCAAACGCAACCGGAUGUCGUUAAGGAAGCGACCGGUGGUGGCGGUGAUGAGUCGUCCUCACACAAGCUGCUCGUCGCAGCCGCCCAGGCACUAAGCAUGGUCAAUUCCGAGCGCCAGCAGGUGACGGAAGAGCGUGAAACCAGUAUGCCCGAGAACAUUAAACAAAACACGCCGGAAAUGGGGCGGCGUAACAUGAUGGACAAGCUGAAGGACAUGGGACGGGAUUGGAAGAACCGUAUGACACUGACGGACCAGCAGGGUGAGGAAGUGGAUGGGAACACCAAGAGCACGCUCAGCAGUCCCGGGUACCUAUCGGAAGAGGAACGACGGAAGCGCCAGCUGUAUGCCGGGGGUGCCGGGGGCGACGGAGCAAGUAGCGUUCUCAGUCCACAGCCGUUCAAAAGCAAAUUUACGUUCGAAUUGGAUGGACAGGCCAAGCUGUGGAUCGGCAAGGAUUACAUCAAUUUUAUUGUAAAGGACUUUACUAAUCUUGACUCGCCGUAUGUCGAUUUGGUCGAUCGCUCCACAACCGUGCGUAUGCCGUGGCACGAUGUGGCCACCGUGGUGCUUGGACCGGCCGCCCGGGAUGUGGCCCGUCAUUUUAUUGAGCGCUGGAACGCGGUGAAGCUGGAAAAAUGCCGCGAAAACACAAGCUACCCGUACCUGUUACCAAAGAGCUACAAUGACAUACGGAUCGACAGCAAGUUUCUGAACGUUCCGCUUCAUCACGUCACCUGCCAGGUGUUGCGUAGUGCUUCCAGCUGGAACUGUGGUUUCAUUGAACCGGACUGCGUGGAGCAGAGCAUUCACGAGGCGUACGUGCAAACGAUAUCGAAGGCGCAGCAUUACAUCUACAUCGAGAAUCAGUUCUUCAUCAGCCUGGAGAUGGGUAAUGGUGUGGUGAAGAAUCAGAUCGCGGAUUACCUGUUUAAGCGGAUUGUGCGAGCCCACCGGGACAAGAAGGUGUUCCGGGUGUACGUCGUGAUGCCGCUGCUGCCCGGUUUCGAGGGGGAUGUCGGUGGUUCCACGGGAAUCUCGUUGCGAGCGAUCACACACUGGAAUUAUGCGUCCAUCUCGAGGGGUAAAUCAUCCCUUCUCACGAGACUGCGGGCGGCAGGAAUCGAAAAACCAUUCGAUUACAUCUCGUUCCACAGUUUGCGAACCAACUCAACCCUCAACGGUAUGCCGGUGACGGAGCUGAUCUACGUACACUCGAAGUUGCUGAUCGCCGACGAUAAGGUGGUGAUCUGCGGUUCAGCCAACAUUAACGAUCGCUCUCUGAUUGGCAAGCGCGAUUCGGAGGUGUGCGUUAUGAUAACGGAUGAAUCAUUCGAAGAAGGUCGUAUGAAUGGCGAAUCCUAUCCGUGCGGUAUCUUCGCGGGAAAGUUGCGGAAAUUUCUAUUCCGUGAACAUCUGGGACUGCUCGAGCCCGAACCGAACCGGGCACCGGUCGAUGUUACUGAUCCGGUCAUCGAUAGCUUUUGGACCGAUGUGUGGCGUAAGACAUCAUAUUGCAACACGCACAUCUACGAUGAGGUGUUCCGCUGCAUUCCAUCCGACGCAGUGCAAUCGUUCGUCAUGAUGAAACGGUUCCUGGAGGACAAAAGUUUACUGCAAUCCAACCCGGACGCUAUCCAGAAGGCAGUGUCGCGGAUCGUGGGCAAUCUGGUGGAUUUGCCGCUAAAGUUCCUUUGCAAGGAAGUCCUUACUCCUCCCGGCGCUAGCAAGGAGGGCAUGAUGCCAACGUAUAUGUGGACGUAGGUGCGCUACGCACCGUCUCACUCCCUGCUAAAGUCGUUCACAUGUCUCUCCUCAUGUGCUACAUACGCUUUCAUUUCUGCGCUUAUCAUUUCAACUCCAUUCCUUAACAUCUGAUCGAUUGCAUUCCGGCCAAUAGUGUAGAUUUGUUGUUUGGUUUUUACGACUUUGUCGCAAUCAGUCUUUCUUAUCUGUUUGUUUAUGUUAUCUCUAGAUAUUUUACUGUUAUUUAUUAUCAUUCGUGGAUUUUUAUAAAGCUUUCGAAGAAAACAGAUUUAUCAAACUUCA